Messenger RNA from Mytilus trossulus (common blue mussel), 3722 nucleotides. RefSeq lists its product as uncharacterized. The coding region runs from base 142 to 2856 and encodes 904 amino acids. Lineage: Eukaryota; Metazoa; Mollusca; Bivalvia; Mytilida; Mytilidae. The transcript has 5 exons. The record is from RefSeq and is a predicted model, not a curated record.
AAUGGCGUCAUCACUGCUGAUGACAGAACAUUUAAUCCAAAAAUAUUAAAGUUUUUGUCUUAUUCAGAAAUUGAGAAAAUAUUACAAAGAUGCUUUGUAUAUGAGGUUGUGCCGUCACCAGCAGGCAUAUUUUACUCUAUCAUGUCAUCAGACAGCAAGAGACAUUGUUGCAUGUGCAACACCUGCAAUGGGAAAUUUGUGAACAUAAAGACCUUUCGUUUACACUGCAAGAAUGCACAUGAUGAACAUAUAAACAAUUUGGCAGAUGUGCAGAACUUCUCUGAUGUAGACCACCUUUACAAUUUGCAGAAAAGCCAGGAGAAAGAUGUUUAUCAGACACCACUUUUUGAUGGAUCUUCAAGAACAAUAUUUGACGCAAUAGCAGAACAUAUGCUAAUUUUUUCAACGAACAAUGGCAUGUCAAAAGCAGCUCUGACAGAGUGUUUACAGCAUGAGAAACAUAUCCUUCCACAGCCUAACCUUCUUCCAGCAACCUAUAAAGAAGCACUUAAUAUCAUCAAGCCACUUCUGAUGCCAAUUAUACAGUACAAAUGCUGCAUUAAUGACUGCAAAUGCUUCCCAAUAAAUGAUGAUGUCCGCAAUUGCUCAGUGUGUAACGAACUGCUACAUUACAAAGACAGUAAUAGGUGUAGGAAAACUUACAACUACAUGCCUGUUGUUCCUAGGAUCUACCGCUGGUACGGUACAAAAAAUCUUGCAAAACUUAUACAUGCAGAUAAGGUGAAAAUAAAUGGCCAACUUAGUGACUAUACUGAUGGUAAAAUAUUCAUAGAUCAGAUGAAACAUGGUAUUUUUAAAGAUUCUGAUGUAUCUAGCUGUGUACCACUAGCUUUGUUCACAGAUGGAGUUAAUCCAAAUAAAAACACUGCAGCCUUAAAAUCGAUGUGGCCUAUCAUUCUUACUUGGAUAACUCUUCCACAGGAUAUCCGCUAUGUCUUAGGUCCAAUGAUGUUAUUGGGAAUCGUACCAGGUCAUGGACGUAAAGAACCAAAAUCUCUUGACCCCUACAUAUCGAUUCUAGUUGAUGAACUACUUGUGAACAUGGAAUCAAAGAUGUAUGACUCCCAUAAAGAGGCACCUGUAACUGUGAAGAUAGCUUUGCUGCAGUACUUAUGCGACAUCCCUGCUUUUUCCAAGCUGCUGCAUUUAUCAGGCCAAGCUGCAUUGAGAUCCUGUGUGUUUUGUAAAGAAGAUGGUGUCCGAAGCAACACACUGAACAAGACUUUACAUGUAUGUAAUAGGCAAUUUUUACCAGCAGAUUCACCACUACGACUUGAUAGUAAAUCAUUUGCCAUAAAGAGUGCAAUAAACAGUACCAGACCUGAGUCUUUCACUAAUGAGGAAGAAAUGGCAGCAAGACGGGAGUUUGACCAAAAACCAAACAAAAAUCAAAAGACAAAUUUUCAAAAGCAAACUGGUGUAAAGGGUAUCCAUCCACUUACUUCACUACCAUAUUUUGAUAGACUUAAACAGAUGCAGACUGAUGGCAUGCACACUAUCUCUGAUGUCAUCAGCAACAUCCUAGACUUGAUAAGUGGCAAGACAGACACCAUUAAAGUUCGUAACUGUGAGAAACAACACCAACGAUUUGAAGAGACAUGGCCAAAUAUGAAGAGAAAGGCACCAGAUGCACCUUGUGUCAAUCCAUCAAAGCAGCGCAAGAAAACUCAACUGCCAAAACCCAAAUCUACUCCCACUAGUCUUGAAGAGGCACCUACAAUACCAGAGGCACCUACAAUACCAGAGGCACCAUGGUCACUUUCCAAAUUAAAAAUUAAGGUUGCAGACAAAAGAGCUGGUUCAAUAGAAUACCCAAAAGGUUUUGACUACACUCCAGCUGAUCACUUCACCCGACAAUGGACUCUGAGAACCAUGCAUGGAAAGCAACAAUUUGUGACCUACAAUGUAGCUGCCUGGUGUUUGAGAGGACUACUUGGACAUCAACAGGAACAAACCCUUUUCCAACUGUUUACUGUUCUUAGUCGACUGGUUAAACCAACCUUCAUGAAAGAUGAAAUACCAUCAUUGAUAGCAGACACUCAUCUUGCUGUGGCAUUGCUUGAAAGGGAUUUUCCACUCACUUUACAGAACUUGACCACCCACUUACUUCAUCACAUUCCUGAAGGCUAUAAUGAUUUUGGGCCAUUGUACGACAGAUGGUUGUAUCCAUUAGAAAGAGCAAAUAGUUGGAUUACAAGACAGAUCGUGCAACAUGGUCAUGAGGAGUCAACAGUUAUGCAAACAUAUCGUAUUUAUGAUUGGAGUGUGUUUAAUUUAUUAAGCGGUACAGUUAAACAAGAAACAACUGAUAGGCAGACAUCACUUCGACGAAUUGUCAAGAAGAUAUGCAAUUCAGAAGAAGACUUGCUAAAAACCAACAAACAUUCAAGUAAGACAAUGCUUCCAACUGAUCACAUCAAAAUAAUCAAGGAAAAGUAUUGCAAAAUAUUCAGCAAUUCUGACAUUGAAAUGUGCGACAUUGAUCCAGUUGUAGAAUCAAUACAAACAACAACAAGAUACGACAAAACCAAAAGAAAGGACAUUUUCUUUGCCACAGAGUCCCAUCAAAUUUCAGCAAGAUCAUGUGAUUUUAUAAUUCAUACAAGAGAUCCUUCAAAGGUUUUUGGCAAAAUAAAAAAAUUGUACAGACAUUCAUUUAGGAACAAUGUGUACACCUGGGUACUGCUGGAUCGUUUUCCAUUAGCAGAACAAUGUGGACUAUUUUGGUUUUCUGAAAACAAGACUUUAAUGACAAAUCUUUGCCUGUUGAGUGACAUAAGCGAUCCACUUGUUUCUGCUGUCGAAGAGGACAAUCGUUGGUUUUUGAAUGUAUGAUUAAAUUAGUGAUAACAUCUAUCGUACAUAAGGAUCACCACACAUAAGAAUUUUAGGAUGUGCCUGUGCCUCAUAUGCAGGAUACCUUUGUGUUUUUAAAACUUCCUAAAUAAAAUAAAUAAAUUUUUCAUGGACUGUAUAAAGUGUGCACUUGCUUUCACAGUCAUGACAGUGUAGGAUAUCUGUAGUUUUAAAUUUUCCUAAAUUAAUGAAUAAUUUUGAUGGGAACAACUUUAAAUUGAUAUAAGCCUCUUGAUGUAUACAUUAACAGUUUAAAAUUUAUUCAGAUAUUUCUAAAUGAAAUAAAUAACUUUUUGUGGCAAUCAAAAUGUAUGCCUGUACCUUGUGCUGGGUACUUUUGCUGUUUCAAAUUUUCUUAAUUUAAAUACUUCAUUUUUAUAAUUGAAUAAGAUAUAUCUGUCUCUUGUGUGGGGUACUUUUUGAUAUUAUUUUUUCCUGAUCAUAUAAACUACCAGUAUAUGUAAAUAACAAAAGAUAAUAAAAACACCUUCUCAACACUUUAUUUUUUAAGGGGAAAUUGCAUGAAUCUCUAUGUAUGAAAUAAGACCAUUUGUUUUUCUGAGAGCUGUUUAAUAAUAAUAACAAAUAUCUUUGUUAUGCCUUAUUGAUAUUGAUUAUUAAUAAAAGAAUAGCGUGUAUUUCUAUUUAAAUGCAUGACUUAGCAGAAGUUGAAGUGAAUUAAUUUAUUUAAUAAAAUUCCAUUUUGAAAUUAAUAGAAUUUGAAGAAUUUGUGGAAACUAUUCAUAUCCUGGAUUUGCUUUGUGCUGUAUUUUAACUGUUUUAAAUUUUAACACAAAUUUUGUUUAGUUUAAAGAGUAAAUGUGUGUAUAUCUGUUUUAUUAUCU